Molecule: messenger RNA, 309 nt
Organism: Aspergillus ibericus CBS 121593
Lineage: Eukaryota; Fungi; Ascomycota; Eurotiomycetes; Eurotiales; Aspergillaceae
Product: CENP-S family protein
Exons: 4
Coding region: 1-309 (102 amino acids)
Biological process (GO): resolution of meiotic recombination intermediates; replication fork processing
Cellular component (GO): Fanconi anaemia nuclear complex; FANCM-MHF complex
Molecular function (GO): protein heterodimerization activity; chromatin binding
Source: RefSeq, a predicted model, not a curated record
AUGGACCAGGGAGAAGAAAUCAGCCUCGAGGAGCGCUUAAAGUCCGCUCUCUGGUUGUCGAUCGGGAAGAUAGUGGAUGAGGAAACCAUUAAGCUUGGUGUCAACGCCACCCCUCAGUUUAUUGGAGCCUUGACGGAAAUGGUCUGGGCUCAGAUAGAGACGGUCAGCCAAGAUCUGGAGUCUUUUGCUAAGCAUGCCGGGCGUUCGACCGUCAAUGUCGCAGAUGUGAUGCUACUCGCUCGCCGCAACGAGGGACUAGAAUCUAUCUUGCGGGCAUUUGUCGAGCAAUUGCGCGAAGAAGAGGCCUGA